AUGAGGGGCAGAAGGUUCAGAAACAGUCUGCUCGGGCACAAAUCACUUGUCGACAAGCUAACUCUCCACAAAGAGCUAAGAGGACAUGCUGGGUGUGUGAACAGACUCUGCUGGAACGAGACUGGAACCAAGCUCGCGUCGGUGUCCGACGACUGCAAGUGCAUCAUAUGGGACGUGAACAGGAAUUCUCACCUCGAGAUCUCGACGGAGCAUGAGAGAAACAUCUUUGGCGUUGCGUUCAUCCCAGAGAGGAACGACAGCUGGAUCGUGACCGGUGCCAUGGACUUCCAAGUCCGGCUCCACAAGAUCUCACCGGACGGGGACUGCAAGGGAGAGCUCUUCUCGUACCACACUGACAGGGUGAAGGACGUCAAGACCAUCUCUCAGGAGCCAAACUUGUUCUGGAGCGCAGCGGAGGACGGGACGAUUCGGCAGUAUGACCUCCGAGUGCCGGCCGGCAACCCUGGCGGGGCGAGCGGAAUCCUUGUAAACCUCCAGAGAAAUGGCGGCGCCGACUUGAUAGAGUUGAAGGCCAUAGAUGUGAAUGCAGCGCGGCCAUGGUACCUUGCUGCUGCGUGCAGCGACCCUGUUGCAAGGGUGUACGACCGGAGAAUGUUGAAACUUCGUUCUGACGAGACCCCCGGGUGUGUGUGGGAGUUUGCGGUCGAAGACUCCCCUAACCAGCUGCUCUUCAACACGCAUGCGACGUACGUCAAGUUUAGCAACUCAGGUCAUCAGCUUCUUGCCAACUUUCAUGCCAACGCUGCAUACUUGUUCGAUCUGGACAGGCCGGAGGACCCGCAGCAACGAUUCUCCAACAUGCUCGACCCCGAGGCUGCGAACAGGGUGGAUGGGUUGUUCCCUCGUGAGAUUGGAAGUUUUGGGGCAGAGUUUCAAGGCUGCUUUCCGAAGCGCUCCUAUCACUUCUCCAAUCGCCGGACGUACACGGAAAGGGAGAGGGAGACGAACAAGACCAUAUUCAUGUCCGUCCAUGAUGACAUCAGCGCGAUGAAGGAGUGCUUAUCCGACAGCAUCGAUGACUGCAGUAGAGCCAUCGCCAUGCUCGGUCAAGGGACCUCGGUGCUGUCGGAGGUCUGCAGGCUGAGGAUCUUGCGAGGAAACUUGCUGUUGAAGAGGAAGUGGACCGCAGACAUACUGCUUGCUCUCUUCGACAGUCAAUUCGUAGAGGCUAGCGAAGAGGGGCUGUCGGAAGACAACCUCUUACUGCGCCUCAAGUGUCUACAGCAGCUGGAGAGGUAUCAGGAAGCAUUCGAACUGUGCGCGGAGUUUCCGGAUCUCUUUCACAAGAACAAGAAACUAAGCAAGAUCCGCAAGAACAUCAAGUCCAAGAUCCAGGAGAACCAUUACGAGGUGCAAAGGGAAGACGACGAGGAGAUGGAAGUUUGCUCUCAAGACCAGGAGGCAGAAUCAUCAGACGAAGACAAGAUGGAAGAGAACAGCUCAAAUGCAGCAAUGAAGUGUGAGGCUGAGGACAGGAAGGAGGGUGAGGAAGGGAAUUCAACCGGAAGAGGCGCAUCGAUGCGCAAGGGAGAGCAAGGGAUCUACCGACCUCAAGUUUGCGAUCCCAAGAGGUUCCGACAGAGGUACCUCGGCCACGCGAACGUUCAGACGGACAUCAAAGAAUGCACGUUCAUGGGCAAGGACGACCAGUUUGUGGUUGGAGGAAGCGACGAUGGGAAAGCGUAUAUAUGGGAUCGCAAGACUGGGAAGCUUCUGCGUAUUCUCUCUGCGGAUCAAGACAUUGUCAACUGUUGUCAGGCCAACCCACAUGAGUUCUUGCUAGCUACAAGUGGGAUAGAAGACCAUGUCCGUCUAUGGCGGCCCAACGGCAGGAUUGGCGUCAUAGCAUCAGAGAUGAGGGGGCGAGACGCGAUGGAAGACUACUCGUCCGAGGACGAGGAGGAGACGGACUGGAAAACUGCAUCUAGAAAUGAUGAUGCUUCUUCGCCACGGGAACAAUUUUGUGUGAGCGACGAGAAAACCUUGAAGAAACAUGUCGAGCUGAGUCAGAAGAGCCGUCGCUCCGGCAGCAGGGCACGGAAUAUUCCAUUCCCUCCCGGAAUCCUCCUGCAAACACUCCAGCAAAACAUGGUGUACGACCCAGCCACAGAUAUGCUGGAAGUACGGAGCGGUGCAGGGCCUCGACUAGUUUCCUGCAGGCAGCAGUGA
This is a messenger RNA of Guillardia theta CCMP2712, 2190 nucleotides long. RefSeq lists its product as hypothetical. Gene Ontology annotation, cellular component: cytoplasm; Cul4-RING E3 ubiquitin ligase complex. The coding region runs from base 1 to 2190 and encodes 729 amino acids. The transcript has 14 exons. Gene Ontology annotation, molecular function: protein binding. Gene Ontology annotation, biological process: negative regulation of fatty acid biosynthetic process. NCBI's taxonomy places the organism in Eukaryota, Cryptophyceae, Pyrenomonadales, Geminigeraceae. The record is from RefSeq and is a predicted model, not a curated record.